This is a messenger RNA of Phascolarctos cinereus (koala), 2514 nucleotides long. RefSeq lists its product as uncharacterized. Lineage: Eukaryota; Metazoa; Chordata; Mammalia; Diprotodontia; Phascolarctidae. The record is from RefSeq and is a predicted model, not a curated record. Gene Ontology annotation, molecular function: RNA polymerase II cis-regulatory region sequence-specific DNA binding; DNA-binding transcription factor activity, RNA polymerase II-specific. Gene Ontology annotation, cellular component: chromatin; PcG protein complex; transcription regulator complex. Gene Ontology annotation, biological process: regulation of transcription by RNA polymerase II.
ACAGCCCCGCCCCUUCUCCUGGCCCCGCCUCUCUUUCCCUAAGGCUCUAAGCCUCUUCCUCCUCAGCUGGGGCAUUUAGGUCCCCAUCUGUGCAUAAAGACGGGAGUCUUCACAGUGUGACAAGAUCUGUGGAGGCAGCUCAGAAGUCAGUGCCUUCUCUACCUGCCAUUGGCUUCCCUUCAUCUGGAACACCUCUUGGACUUCAGCAUCAGAAGGGUCUGCUCCACUUCCAUGAUGUUCAACAUGGAGGUGGCAACCUUUGAAGAUGUGGCUGUGUAUCUCACACGUGACGAAUGGGGUCUUCUUGAACCUGCUCAGCGAGACCUGUACAGGGACGUGAUGCUGGAGAAUUAUGGAAACUUUAUCUCACUGGGAUUUCUAGGCUCCAAGCCUGAUGUUAUCUCUCAGCUGGAACGAGGGGAAGAAUCCUGGGUCCUGGACAUUGAGAAGCCUGAGGAAAGGGAGCUCUCAAGUAGGAAGGGAGCUUACAGAGGUUAUAAGAAAAAAUCCAAGGAAAAGUUGUCUCUAAGACAGGAAGUUGCUAAAGGGAGAAAAAUAUAUAAAAAUGCAUCAGUGAAGUACCCAAGGGAUACUUCCCAGGUCUUGGACGUUGGAGAAGACUAUGUAAAGGAAAGCAGUUUAGAGGAGCAGAUUAGAAACGUCAGGGGAAAGAAACAUAGUAAAUCCAUUUCCAAACAAAUGCUUGUCUUACAACAGAAAACAACUGAAGGAGAGAAAGGCCAGGAACUUAAUGAAUUUGGUAGACUGGUCAGCUGUAGCUCAAACGAUGUUACAAAUCAAAGAAUUCAUAAAAAAGAAAGAAGCUACAAGUGUGAUACUUGUGGUCAGAAUUUUGUACGUCAUUCAGCCCUUAUUCAGCAUCAGAGAAUUCAUACUGGAGAAAAGCCCUAUGAAUGUGAUGACUGUGGGAAAGCCUUUAGUCGAAGCUCAGAUGUAAGAAAACAUCAGAGAAUUCAUAAUGGAGAGAAACCUUAUGAAUGUAAUCUGUGUGGUAGAGCCUUCAGUCAUGGCUCACAUCUUACACGACAUCAGAAGAUGCAUACUGGAAAGAAACCUUUUGAAUGUAAUGAAUGUGGGAAAGCCUUCAGUGAGAACUCGGAUCUUAUUCUACAUGAGAUAGUUCAUACUGGAGAGAAACCUCAUGUUUGUAACAAAUGUGGGAAAGCUUUCCGUCGGAAAUCAUACUGCAUUCGACAUGAGAGAGUGCACAUUGGAGUGAAACCUUACAAAUGUAAUGACUGUGGGAAAGCCUUCACUCAGUCCUCAAGUUUUAUUCAGCACCAGAGAGUUCAUACUGGUGAGAAACCCUAUGAAUGUAAGGAAUGUGGCAAAGCUUUCAGUCAAAGCUCACAUCUUACUGAACAUAAGAAAAUUCAUACUGGGGAAAAACCUUUUAAAUGUAGUGAAUGUGGGAAAGCCUUCAGCUACAUCAAAGGUUUUAGUCAGCACAUGAUAAUUCAUAGUGGAGAAAAACCCUAUGAAUGUAGUGAAUGUAAGAAAGCCUUCAGUCGCCAUUCUCUCCUCAUUCGUCAUCAGAGAGCUCACACUGGAGAAAAACCAUAUGAAUGUAAUGAAUGUGGAAAAGCUUUCAGUAGACGGUCAGUCCUUAAGGAACAUCUGAGAAUUCAUACUGGGGAAAAACCAUAUGUAUGUAAUGAGUGUGGGAAGACCUUUAGUCGGAGUUCUCACCUAAUCCAGCAUCAGAGAACUCAUACUGGGGAGAAGCCAUAUGAAUGUAAUGAGUGUCAGAAAGCUUUUAGUCGAAGUUCAGAUUUCUUAAAACAUCAGAGGAUUCAUGCUGGAGAGAAACCUUAUGAAUGUAAUAAGUGUGGGAAAGCCUUCAGUCAAAAUUCAUAUCUUAUUCGACAUGAAAAAAUUCAUUCUGGUUGAAAACUCAAUAAGUAUAAUGAAUAUGAGAGAGCCUUUAUGUGAGGAUCAAAUGAAAUAAUAUUUGAAAGCACUUAGCACAGUGCCUGGCAUAGAGAAGGUGCUGUAUAAAUGUUUAUUUCCUUCUCUUUCCUCCUUGAGUAAGAGCUCGUAAAUAUUAGUGAAGUCACAUAGACAAGAAACAAUUUAAGUGAAAUUAAUGUGUGAUAGUCUUCAAUUAGUUUACAGAUUUUAUUUGGCAGCAGAGGACAUAUUGAAAAAAAAGUCUUAUAAGUGUAAUAAAUGUGGAAUAGUCUUCAACAAAAAUCCACUCCUUGAAUAUCAUAGACAUCAUAUUGGCCAGUUGUUUUUGUUUGUUUAUUUUUUAAUAUAAUGAAUAUGGGAAAGCCUUUACUUAACAUUACACUAGUUUUAGGUGCAUCAGAUAAUUCAUUCAGGAGAGAAAUUUUGUGAAUGUGAAAAAUACAUCAGUUGCUAUUCAGUCCUUGUGCUAGAUCAAAUAAUCUCUAGUAGAGAGAAGACAUUUUCUUUAUCAAACAUUGCAGAAAACAUAUUAAAAAUCCAUCUAAAUGUUGUAAAUAUGAAAAACAUUCAGUUACCUUUCAG